GAGAUUUUGGGGUGUCAGAUCAGUAGUUUCCAUUUAACAGGAAGUGUUUAACGACAUGUGUGGGAAAUGACCUGUCAGAUACCAGUCAGAUUUUCUUUGAGGAUUUGUGGUUAAGUAAGAGCGGUGCCUGGUUCAUGAAGUGAAAGAGACAGAGAAACAGAGAGGGAGAGCAAGCCAGGAGGGGGGGGAGAAAAAAAAGAAGCAUGGAGACCUUUGUCUUUAUGUUUCCUCAAUUCGACUUCUCUGGCCCCUAGGAGGAAGUGCGUUUCAAAAUGCUCGGUGAGACUGUGUGGCGUGCUACCAGAAUGAAAGACAGCCAUUCGAGGAAUAAGGACAAGGUCAAAGACAAGGACAAGGACAAGGACAAGGACAAAAAGUAUAGACUCAGCCUUUUGAUGACCAGAUCAGGAUCUCAUGAAAACGUGAGCCCGGAUAAAAAGGCAUCGUCCAAGAUUCAAAUUCCACCUGAGGUCGCUUUGAGCUGGAGCAGUUCCUUCGAAGAUCUCCUGGCACAUUCAGAUGGAGUGGAGACCUUCACACAAUUCUUGCGCUCUGAGUUCAGCGAGGAGAACAUUGAGUUCUGGUUAGAGUGCGAGGACUACAAGAACUCGACGUCUCCUGCCAACCUGCAAUCCAAGGCCAGGCAAAUGUACGCCGUAUUUAUCGAUGCAGAGGCUCCCAAAGAGAUUAACAUCGACCACUCGACCAAACUGGACAUCCAGAAGAACAUCGCGCAAGCGACGCAGUCAUGCUUCGAUGCGGCGCAGAGCAAAAUCUACGCCUUGAUGAAGAAGGACUGCUACCCGCGUUUCCUCACCUCUGACAUCUACCUGAGCCUGACCAAGAGGAAAGUGCCGCCGACCAUGACCAGGCGAAGGUCUCGGUCUUUUGUCUUCAGCGAGCGUGAAGAUAACGCAACAGCCUGGAUGUAGCUCCUGAACAGAAUUUCGGACAGUAUCGUUUUCUGGUGCAGCGCCAAUCAGACCUUAAAAACCGUCACAGAAUUUGAAAAGGCAUUUUUUAUGGUUAUUAUAACAAUUAUAUUGUUUUUAAUGGUAAGGAAUGAAAUGUGUAAUGGUUUUAAACCUUGAAAAAAAGAAAAGUCUUCUAUUGGUGGUUCCAAUUCUGGAUACCGUUAAGGACCAAUUGAACAUCUCGAACAAUUUAAAUUCUGGUUUCAUUACUGGACACCAUUAGGAGGUCAUUAAGGCUCCAGAUUCCAGUCUUUGGUUUGAUGAUAAUAAUAUGAGGAUGUUCACAAUCCCACCUUGUAGCCAUGGAAACUAUUUGGUAUUUUUAUUUUUUUUAUGGCUAACAGCUGAAGGUAUUUCCAGUGGAAACCAUUGGAAUUUCUGCAAUUUGUUUUGUUUAUUUGUUUCUUGUUUUAUUUUUUUUUUUGGCAGAGAUCAAUUGAUAUGGCUUAGCUCAAAUAAAAAAAAAUAUAUUUUUUGCAAUACGUUCAAUAUAGCUAAGUCUAACUCCAUACAGGACAGUUUUUUUGACAAAUACGACUUGAAAUAUACUUGGACUUCAUCAGCAUGGCCUGUUUAUAUAUCACGUAGCUAUCCACGUUAACUGUCUAGCUAAAUUUGAUUAGGAUUGAUACAUUUAUGGUCCAAUGGUGUUCAUUGUGAAUCCCUGAAAGGCUGCAAGGCAAAUCUCAGGUUCGUAGUGACACGAUUUUAUUUUUAUACCUUAUGGUUUCUAUAGUAACAGCUUGUUUGCAACGGAUGAUGGACAUGAAUGUCAAGCUAAUAGCCAAUGGAUUCAAAAUGAAACAUCUUCAAGAAAAAACAAUGGUUAACAUCGAAGGUUUUCCGUAAGCGGAAGUUGAUUCAAAGGAAGGAGUUUCCAGAGGCAGAGCUUUGUAGCAGCUUUUAGGUAUUUUUAGUACGUUUUUUGUGACUUAAUUAUAUUUGUAUGCGCUUGUAAUAGUUAUAUAUAUUAAUAAUAGUAAUAUAUAAUAAGAGACGAGGCAAAAAUCGACGGCUAACUUGUUUUGCAACCAAAUGAUAUGCAAUGUCAAGCUACAUGCAUUACAGCACACCCCAUGAGUGUUUUAUCCUUGACUGCAAGCUACUUCAAGCUAAUUACCAAUAAAACUGACGAUCAGAUGAUUGCAGUUGCACUUAAGCUCCGCCCCCAUUGGAGUCCUAGGAAACCGCGAAAUCAGUGUUCCAUACAUAUCAAUUUCACGUUUUUUUUUGUUUGUUUGUAAAUUCGUGUGUAUAGUUGAUAAGAAUAUCUGUUUACAGAAUUGCAAGUAUUAAACAAUGUCCCUGUUCUAUGAGAAACUAUUUUUGAAUGCAAGUAAUACAGAAAUAUUACAGAAUAAAGCAUUUCCUUUCUGUUUAUACUUUCGUAUUAUUCCACUCCUGACAUGCACAUUAGCAUUGUUUUUUUUUUUUUAUUUUGGACAUAAUCACUUUCGAGUAUUAACGUGAGCCAUGAAUUAUUUAUUGACUAAAGCUUUUGCCAUUUUUAUAGCCAGGAAUGUCAUAAUGCUAAUCUAUUUCUUGCAGCAUUACAAUCAUUGCUUUUGUUUGUAAAUUGUAUAUACAACCUGCGUUAUUAAUCCUUGUAUGAUAAAAUUGUUUCCCCAAAAAUCGCCUGAAUAAAGC
This is a messenger RNA of Silurus meridionalis, 2621 nucleotides long. It is a transcript of the gene rgs18, whose product is annotated as regulator of G protein signaling 18. NCBI's taxonomy places the organism in Eukaryota, Metazoa, Chordata, Actinopteri, Siluriformes, Siluridae. The record is from RefSeq and is a predicted model, not a curated record. The transcript is spliced from 5 exons. The coding region runs from base 273 to 932 and encodes 219 amino acids.